GGGCAUUUGUUGUUCAACAACAGUUGUGUGUGUGUGUGUUUGUGCAAUAUUUGAGGCUUUGUAGUUACUGCUGCCUCUGCUGCUGGGCUGCCAGAAAUGGCCGCCGGUGCCGCAUAUGCCAAGCCAGAGCCACGACGCCUAUGCGCCAUUACCUUCUUUGCCAAGCUGCAUCCGGGCGAUGUGUGCGGUAGCAACGGACUCCCCCUAACACCAAACUCAAUUGCAAUUUUGGGGCGUUCUCAGCGACUCAAAGAGCUGCACCAUGAGCAUUUGUGUCAAUAUUUGGAUGUCAUUCGCGGCAAGCACGAGCGCACUAUUGUUGUUUCGGAAUAUGUGGGCUGCACGCUGGAGGAGUAUAUUAAGCGAAAGCAGCCAACGCUUAGCUACACACAAAUACUAAGCAUUUUUCAACAAGUGGCCAGUGGCAUUGAAGCUCUACACGCGCACAAAUUGGUUGCACAAAAUCUGGAGCCACGUCAUAUACUACUGAAUCACUGCACGGACAAACUACGUGUAAAGCUCUUUAACUAUGGCAUGUAUCACAUGACAAAAGGCGGCGCCUAUGUGCCCUUUCCUAUUGGCAACAUACGCUAUAUGGCGCCAGAGCGUCUGCUGGGCGCCAAUGGCAACAUCAAGAGCGACAUUUGGGCCUGGGCCAUGCUAAUGCUGGAGCUGCUGCUGCAAACGGAGCUUUGGCCAAAGCUGAAGCUAAGCAACAUUGCCUGGAAGCUGCUGGCGCUUGCGCGCAGUGGAAACACUGUUGGCAGCGUGCUCGAGAAGAUUGCGCGCGAGCAUCAGCUUCUGGAGCGGUACCAGCAGCUGCCGUCGGACAUAUGUGAGCUGCUCGAGCGUUGUCUAAGCGUGUUGCCAGCACAACGACCACUGCCCAGCGAAUUACUGGCGCAUCGAUGCUUUCUUGCCCUGACGCAGGUGCAGCAAGUGCAGCUGCCCGUGAAGAAGGAGUCAGUGCCGUUGCUGCUGCGCUGUCCGCUAUCACAGAUCUAUCAUUUGUGGCAACUGGCUGGCGGCGAUGUGCAGUCGGAGCUUAAAAAGGAGGGACUUAUACGCAGCGAAGCGCCCAUCUUAGCACUACCACAAAUAGUGCGUCUCAUUGGCGCCAGCGUGUGUCCAGCGCGCAGUCAGUCCUAUUUGAUGGAUGAGCGCGUGGUGCUGCUCAGGCUAAAUCCUCUGCUGAAGCGGCUCAGCCGCUUGCCAGCCAAUAUCUACUUUCCGCUGCUGCACACGCCUCGCCAGCAACGUGCCCAGUACCAGCAACAGGCACAGCAGCAAUUGCCGCUGCUCAUACGCGAGCGGGACAUCGAGUAUCAGUUUCAGCGCGUGCGUUUGUUCACACGCCUGCUGCAGGGCUAUCCACACUCAGCGGAGCUGAUGCAGCGCGAGGCAGCCAUUGAUAUACCGCCGCUCUUGCGGGGUCCUAUCUGGGCAGCGCUGCUGGGCGUAUUGCCCACUGGCAGCUAUGGCAAAAUUGAUAAGUGUACUGCUACCUCGACCGAUCGUCAAAUUGAAGUGGACAUACCGCGUUGUCAUCAGUAUGAUGAGCUGCUGUCCUCGCCCGAUGGCCAUCGCAAGCUGAAGCGUCUGCUCAAAGCCUGGGUGACGGCACAUCCGCAAUAUGUCUACUGGCAGGGUCUGGACUCGCUCACCGCGCCCUUUGUCUAUCUCAACUUUAACAAUGAAGAAUUGGCAUUUCUAAGUCUGUUUCGUUUCAUACCCAAGUAUCUGCAAUGGUUCUUCCUCAAGGACAACUCGGCCAUCAUAAAGGAAUAUUUGUGCAAAUUUUCGCAACUCAGCGCAUUUCAUGAGCCUUUGCUGGCUCAACACUUGUCCAACAUCAACUUUAUACCCGAGCUAUUUGCCAUUCCCUGGUUCCUGACCAUGUUCUCGCAUGUGUUUCCGCUGCACAAGAUUUUGCAUUUGUGGGACAAGCUCAUGCUGGGCGACAGCUCGUAUCCACUAUUCAUUGGCAUUGCCAUUUUGAAGCAGCUCAAGAGCACACUGCUCAGCUCCGGCUUCAACGAAUGCAUUCUACUCUUCUCCGAUCUGCCCGACAUUGUCAUGGAGAGUUGCGUGACUGAAUCCCAGAAAAUGUACGAGUCCACACCGAAGAGCAUCACGUAUCGCACGCACGCUCGCCGCACACAUGCGCUGCAUCCAAUGGAUAUUGGACACGCUGAGAUUGAGCUGAAGCACUUGCAGACGGAGCAGUGUCCACGCAUUAGCGCCAGGGAUGUGCAUCUCAUGCUGCUGCACGCACCCACUGAAAUGGUGCUCAUUGAUCUGCGCAGUGUAGUGGAAUAUUCACACGUCCAUGUGCCGCAUAGCCUCAAUAUACCCUUUGCCACGGUGCAGCUGGGCGAUCAGCGCUUGGAGUCGCUUCAUGUGCCACACUUGGACGUGCUCCUGCGUGGACGCACUGUCGUCUGUGUGAGCAACAUUCAUCAGCAUUCCGUCGAGUUCUCGCACUUUUUGAUUGCCUGUGGCGUACAACGCACCUGCAUCCUACACAAGGGCUUCAAUGUCCUGCACUCAAUUGAACCAAAUAUACUCAUCUCGAAUUGAGCUUCAUACAUAUAUACUUAUAUAGAAAGCAAUUUAUAUACCACAUAUAUAUAUUAAAUGCGUAUUGUGAACUUUGUAAAUGUGAAACACACAAUUUAUAUAAACAAUUCAAUUCAUAUUGCGCAUCAUGG
Molecule: messenger RNA, 2711 nt
Organism: Drosophila busckii
Lineage: Eukaryota; Metazoa; Arthropoda; Insecta; Diptera; Drosophilidae
Product: TBC domain-containing protein kinase-like protein
Exons: 5
Coding region: 97-2580 (827 amino acids)
Biological process (GO): activation of GTPase activity; protein phosphorylation
Molecular function (GO): protein kinase activity; GTPase activator activity; ATP binding
Source: RefSeq, a predicted model, not a curated record